Messenger RNA from Dovyalis caffra, 567 nucleotides. NCBI's taxonomy places the organism in Eukaryota, Viridiplantae, Streptophyta, Magnoliopsida, Malpighiales, Salicaceae. The record is from the annotation of a GenBank genome assembly.
AUGGCAGGGCACCUUUCGCUAAUCUAUUCCGCCCGCCCGUCCAGACGCGGCGCCCCUUUUCAUUAUCAUCUACUGCCCUUUCUUUCCUCCCGGCUAUUCACGCAUGAAGAUCGUCGUAUGCUCGACUUCGGUUGCCGACGCGGUAGGAGUACAUUAUGGCAGGAUCAGUCACCCGGGCAAACCAACCCUCCUCCAAGAAGAAUUGUGCUAUGCCCUCCCGAUCCCUAUAGAGCGAAAGAGCUGCUUGGCCUCCCGCUCUCUGAGAACCCUUCCUUGUCAUCUCUGAGCACUGAACACCUUCUUUACUCUCCGAAAAUACUGAAACCCCCUAUUCUCCCUCUUCUUCGACCAGGAAUGACUAAUUAUCUCCUAGCUUCAAAGUCUCCCACUGAAGAUCUUGCCUGGGCUAGUGCUUCCCCUAAGGGAGAUGGAUAUGAUGCCGCCGUAAAAGACCUAGUAGAAAGAGAUGCCCCUGGAGUUGUCCUAAAAUCAGGCUCAAGUCGGUCUUCACUCGCUGCUGUGCUCUCUCUUCAAUUUCCGGCUAAGCAGGGUUCCUUACCCCCAUAG